AUAAUAAACCUCUCACAUAAGAAUGCAAAUCUCUCACUUUACUAAUUUUUUAUGCAAUUUUAUGAUUCACGUAUCGAUUUUGAUUUUUUCGGAAGCAAAAUAUGUCGGAAGAUGCUGCAGACGGUAUUAAUUCCCAACGUAUGGAGAUUGAUAAUGGCUUCGACUUGUCAAAUAAUGGCGAAUUAAGUGAAAAUGAGAAUUCGAUUAAUGUGUCACAAGGUGACAAAGAAUCACAAGGUUUUCGAUAAUAGAAAUUUGAAUUCUCAUAAUUUAUUGGUUAAUUUAUAUAUUUAUUUGCAUUUUAAUCAUUGUAUACAUUUUUCAGAUAAUUUUACUUUUGAAGAAAACGAUUUAUUUCAUUUUCUUAAUUCCACUUUAGAAGGUCAGAUAGUUUUAAGGAAAUAUAAAAUUACUGGUAAUCUCGAUUAUGUCAGACUUAAAGAUUUGAUAAUUAUGAGGGAGAUAAAAAAAGAUCCUAUUAACUAUUCGUAAGUCCAUUUAGUCUCAGCGUAAAUCAAAUGCAUUUACUUAAUUUAAAGGAACACAUUCCUCUAUAAGAGCCGUUGGAUAAUUUAUGUGAUUUUUUUGUGAGGAGUUUUAUUGAUUUUUUGUCUAAUUUGAUGAAUAGAAAAGUAUUUAUUUUUUUAGAAUAAAAAGAAGAAGGUUUAUUGAAUUAAAAGAGCAAUUAGAACAAUUGUUUCCUACAGAAGAUUCUAGCUUAUUUUAUAUUCCGAGCAGCGAAACUGCGGAUAAAGAAUCUAUGAGUGCCAGAGGGUGUUUAUACAAUUAUUAUAAAAUAAUCAGGAAAGAGUUGCGUGACGUGAGACUCUUAUCCAAAUCGCAAAAUAAGAAUUCUUCUUCUGAUAACGUCAGUUCUGUCUGUAAGAUGGAAGAUUUUUUAAUUUGUUUUUUAAAAAUGUUUUUUAAUAUUGAAGUAUUUUAUGUUAUUCCGUUGUGUGUGUAUAUAUAUAGGUAUUCAAACUAGUGAUUUCGAAUCUUUGACAAGUCAAAAUGGAGAGGCAUAUUCUAUUGCAAAGGUUACCAAAAAUUGGGAGGAAACAUACAGUCAUCGUAUGAAGCUGCUUGUCUCACAUUCAAAAAAAAACUCCACACCUUUAGAAGUGUAUUUUAAAACAUUUCCGCGACUCAAAUCUCCACUUGGCUUACCUUUGCUUGAACAAGAUUGCCGAAGGAUAUUUCAAGAAAUCGCCAAAGAGAAUAACGAACUGCGUCAACUGAUUCAAAAUAAUCCCAAUCACGCAAUAUUUGCUGCACAAUGGCCAACACUAGCAAAAAAAAUAGUUGUGUAUUGUAAGAAGAGCAAAGCUGCUGAUGUUAAAGUUUUUCUUCAGUCACAUGAAAAUUUAUUCCAAGGAGGUAGCAACGAUAAUGUUCUAGCUCUAUUGCUACUACCCCUAAUUAUCAGAGGAACAAAAAAAUUGAAAGUUGACUCGAAAAGUAUUAAUGUAACAAAAGAAGAGAUAGCGAAAGCUUUUAUUUUACACAUUGAGAACUUUGAGAACGUAAUUGCUGGUCAAUUUGAAUUUGAAACUUGGUUGACUUCUUUAAAUUUGCAAAUUCAUCCAUACGUUACAAUAGUAGGAAGCUUGGAGACCCCUCAAAUUUAUCUAAAGUUGAAUGGAGAAAAUUAUAAUUUUCAAGAUCCAUUAAAAGCACUCGAAAGUUGCUACAGAUGUCUAACAGCACUACAUUCGUUCCCGUUCCUUUGUGAUUUUGUUUGGACCUUUAUUGACAAAGCGGUAUAUAAAAUUUGUAAUAGAAAAAUCAGCUCCUGGGUCACCAAAUUAUUGGUCGAUAUUAACAAAUAA
Molecule: messenger RNA, 1829 nt
Organism: Leptopilina heterotoma
Lineage: Eukaryota; Metazoa; Arthropoda; Insecta; Hymenoptera; Figitidae
Exons: 4
Coding region: 942-1829 (295 amino acids)
Source: RefSeq, a predicted model, not a curated record